Messenger RNA from Talaromyces rugulosus, 1152 nucleotides. RefSeq lists its product as uncharacterized. The record is from RefSeq and is a predicted model, not a curated record. Lineage: Eukaryota; Fungi; Ascomycota; Eurotiomycetes; Eurotiales; Trichocomaceae. The transcript has 7 exons. The coding region runs from base 1 to 1152 and encodes 383 amino acids.
AUGCCGCGUCGGUCUACCAGGCUCUCGCUGACCGACGAGACAGCUGCUGAGUCCGACGCAAAGAGGAAGCGACUUUCUACAGGAUCUACGGUGAAGAGCACUGCAAAGAAGAGCAAGUAUUUUGAAGGCUCUAGUUCAGACGAUCCAGAAGACUCGGAUGACUCAGGCUCGGCCUAUGAAGGGGUGGAAGUAAGCGCCGGUGGCAGCGAUAAUAGUAACUCGGAGCCGGAUGCCACUGAAUCGGAGGAAGAGGAAAAACCAAAGCAAAAGAGGCGCGGUCAUCCAGCAAGCAAGAAGACCCAAAAUCAUGGAUCAGACAGUGAAAAUGAGGAAGCAGUACCCAAGCCUGGCAAAGGCCAAGAGCUAUGGAGGGAAGGGGUGAAAACCGGACUGGGCCCUGGGAAAGAGGUUUUUAUCAAGAAACCAAAAGCGAGAGAUCCAGGUGGCAUAGACUAUGUGGAUGACACUAUCCAUCCCAACACUAUGCUUUUUCUUGCAGACUUGAAGGAAAACAACGAGCGGCAAUGGCUCAAAGCUCAUGAUGCCGAUUACCGAAUCUCUAAAAACGACUGGGAUACUUUUGUCGAUUCCAUGACAGAAAAGAUUGUGGAGAAGGACGAAACGAUUCCAGAGUUACCGGCUAAGGAUCUGGUGUUCCGAAUAUAUAGGGACGUUAGAUUCAGCAAUGACCCUACUCCUUACAAGCCACAUUUUUCUGCCGCAUGGAGCCGUACAGGGCGUAAAGGACCAUAUGCAGCCUACUACUUGCACCUGCAGCCGGGCCAUUGCUUUAUAGGCUCGGGGUUAUGGAUGCCGGAAGCAAGCAAUCUCGCCCUUCUUCGGGAAACCAUCGACCAAAAUUCUGCGCGUCUAAAAUCCGUUCUGAGGGGCGAAGGUUUGCGACGGGAGUUCUUCAAAGGUAUACCCGAUGAUGAACGCAAAGCUGUCAAGGCGUUUGUCAGCCAGAACCAGGAGAGUGCUCUCAAGACGAAGCCAAAGGGCUACAACCAGGACAAUCCCAAUAUCGAGCUGCUCAGGCUCCGGAGUUUUACAGUCGGCAAGGCGCUUCCAGACGAUGUUUUCCUUGGCCCCAACGCACAAGAACGGAUUGGUAAUUUGAUUGAAGUCUUGGUACCCUUUGUGAGUGACUGA